Labrus bergylta (ballan wrasse) is the source of this 4701-nucleotide messenger RNA. Its product is annotated as short transient receptor potential channel 4. The record is from RefSeq and is a predicted model, not a curated record. Lineage: Eukaryota; Metazoa; Chordata; Actinopteri; Labriformes; Labridae. Gene Ontology annotation, molecular function: protein binding; inositol 1,4,5 trisphosphate binding; store-operated calcium channel activity. Gene Ontology annotation, cellular component: plasma membrane; cation channel complex. Gene Ontology annotation, biological process: calcium ion transmembrane transport; regulation of cytosolic calcium ion concentration.
UGCGUCUCCAAGUGCGCACGAACAGUCUGCAGCAGCAGAGCGCCGCAGACCGCCUGCCAGGCAUCUGGCUGCUCUGCGUUUAUUUCUGGAGGCGCUGCUUUUCGCACAAUCACCCCCAACAGGUGGAUAAGUCGACUGGGCAGGAACAUCGGUUAAAAAACACCCUAGAGGCAAACUGGGCGCGCUGCUGAACCAGCUGUAAUUCUCCGAGGAAACUUCCUCUGCUGUUAUUUUCGUCUCCAGGAUUUGAAGCGCGGUGUGCGCCAGGGACUGUGUUUGUCUCUCAAAUUAGACCAAAUGGAAGUCGUGAUCAAGACUGACCGAAUCUGGAUGAGCAAUCGGAAGACCGUUAAGUCUGCAGAAAUAAGAGGGAAAAAUGCAGACUAGACUGAAAAGCAAGAAAAAGACGGACUCUCAUUGAGGAACCAACAUAGGCUAUAAACGCGCAGUCUGCAGACUCGCACUGCAGUUCCACCUCGGGGGAUGCUUGAUUCAAGUUUAUUGAGGCUUUUUUUUUUCUCGGUGAAGAACAUCUGCUGUAUGUCCUCAUGUGUCCCCAGGAUAUCUUCCAAAGGAGUAAAACUACUCUCCAUGAGCGACGCACCAAUGCCCAACAAUUAAAAGUGUGAACUCCCUCAGCCUGGCAGCAGUUGUAGCCGUGUUAAGGGUGCUGGUAAGCUGAAGCCCGGGGAGAUGUCACAACUCUACUACCGGCGGACUGACAGCUCCUCUUACCGGGACCGCAUCCCGCUGAGAAUUGUGCGAGCUGAAUCGGAGCUGUCGCCUUUGGAAAAAGCUUAUCUCGGAGCUGUGGAGAAGGGGGACUAUGCUAGUGUCAAACAGGCUUUGGAGGAGGCAGAGAUCUAUUUCAAGAUCAACAUCAACUGCAUCGACCCCCUCGGCCGCACAGCUUUGCUCAUUGCCAUCGAGAACGAGAACCUGGAAAUUAUUGAACUCUUACUGAGCUUCAAUGUCUAUGUUGGUGAUGCUCUGCUGCACGCAAUCCGCAAAGAAGUGGUGGGAGCUGUGGAGCUGCUGCUAAAUCACAAGAAGCCCAGUGGGGGCAUGCAGGUUCCUCCCAUCUUAUUGGACAAGCAGUUUUCCGACUUUACCCCUGACAUCACUCCCAUCAUCCUCGCCGCACAUACCAACAACUAUGAAAUCAUCAAGCUCCUGGUGCAGAAAGGCGUGUCUAUGCCACAGCCACAUGAGGUGCGCUGUAACUGUGUGGAGUGUGUGUCCAGUUCAGAUGUGGACAGCCUGCGGCACUCUCGCUCACGCCUCAAUAUCUACAAAGCGCUGUCGAGUCCCUCACUGAUCGCGCUCUCCAGUGAGGACCCUUUCCUUACCGCGUUCAGGCUCAGCUGGGAGCUGCAGGAGCUCAGCAAGGUGGAGAACGAGUUCAAAUCCGAGUACGAGGAGCUAUCCCAGCAGUGUAAACAGUUUGCCAAGGACCUUCUGGACCAGACGAGAAGCUCCAGAGAGCUGGAGAUGAUCCUCAACUACAGGGAUGACAUCAACUUAUUGGAGGAGGAGGGCAACAAUGACCUGGCAAGACUCAAACUGGCUAUUAAGUACCACCAGAAAGAGUUUGUUGCUCAGCCAAACUGCCAGCAGCUUUUGGCGUCCCGUUGGUAUGACGAGUUCCCCGGCUGGAGACGCCGCCACUGGGCAGGAAAGUUCCUCACCUGCGUCUUCAUCGGUCUUCUGUACCCCAUGUUUGCUAUCUGCUACCUCAUCGCUCCCAAGAGUCGCUACGGCCUCUUCAUCGGCAAGCCCUUCAUCAAAUUCAUCUGCCACACGUCAUCUUACCUGACUUUUCUGUUCCUGCUGCUCCUCGCCUCCCAGCACAUCGUCACCACAGAGCAGGACAGGCAGGGCCCUGCACCCACAACAGUGGAGUGGAUGAUCCUGCCCUGGGUGCUGGGAUUCAUCUGGGCAGAAAUCAAACAGAUGUGGGAUGGCGGAUUUCAAGACUAUGUCCAUGAUUGGUGGAACCUCAUGGAUUUUGUCAUGAAUUCUCUGUACCUGGCAACCAUCUCCCUGAAGAUUGUAGCCUACACCAAGUACAGUGGUAGUAAACCCAGGAACCAGUGGGAGAUGUGGCACCCAACAUUAGUGGCAGAGGCCGUGUUUGCAAUUGCCAACAUUUUCAGUUCCCUGCGCCUCAUCUCGCUCUUCACUGCCAACUCUCAUCUGGGGCCGCUGCAGAUUUCUCUGGGGAGAAUGCUACUGGACAUCCUGAAGUUCCUCUUCAUUUACUGUCUGGUCCUGCUGGCCUUUGCUAACGGGCUGAACCAGCUGUAUUUUUACUAUGAGACGAAAGCUUCAGAUGAGAGAGGAAAAUGCAAAGGUAUCCGCUGUGUGGAGCAGAAUAAUGCUUUCUCCACAUUAUUUGAGACACUGCAGUCCCUCUUCUGGUCAAUCUUUGGUCUCAUCAGUCUCUAUGUGACCAACGUGGACGCAGACCAUCAGUUCACUGAGUUUGUUGGGGCCACCAUGUUUGGCACCUACAACAUCAUCUCCCUGGUGGUGCUUCUCAACAUGCUCAUAGCCAUGAUGAACAACUCCUACCAGCACAUCGCAGAUCAUGCAGACAUCGAGUGGAAGUUUGCCAGGACAAAGCUGUGGAUGAGUUACUUUGAAGAAGGAGCCACACUGCCGGCCCCGUUCAACAUCAUCCCCAGUCCCAAAUCAUUCUGGUACCUCGUGUGUUGGAUCAAGAGACAAGUGUGCAAAAGGGCCAGAUCCAAGCGGCCUGAAACCUUUGGAACUCUUGGAAGGCGAGCAGCAGAGAACUUGAGGAUUAACCACCAGUAUCAGGAGGUCCUGAGAAAUUUGGUGAAACGUUACGUGGCCGCAAUGAUCAGAGAUGCCAAGACUGAGGAAGGCCUGACCGAAGAGAACUUCAAGGAGCUGAAACAGGAUAUCUCCAGUUUCCGUUAUGAGGUGAUGGGCAUGGUGAAAACAGGGACGCCGGCUCUACAGGGGGCAAAGGCGAGUGGAAGCUCGGCGGAGUCUGCCCUCGCUUAUCCCAACUCCUCCCUCAAGGUUUCUGUAAGUCCUCAGAGCAGCCAGACCAAAAGCAAACUCAACCGAUUCAAGAUGACCGCGUCCAUCCUCAAACACUGCAGCUCUGUAGCGUCACCGAGGCCCCCUGAAGCCUUCAACGGCCUGCCCAAUGGACUCCUAUCGGUAGCAUCAGACGAGAGCCCCAGUGAAAAGGCUAGCCAGAGGAGAAACUUUCCCAAAGAUAUUACUGACUUUGGUUUGUUCCAAAAACGCCACGGGGGUGGUAGUAAAGACGAAUGUGGUGCAGGAGAGAUUCCUAGGAACAUGUACUCUUUGUCAGAGGAAGCAGGGGACUCAGAAGCUGAAAGGAAAGAAACAGGUAAAGAUGAAAAGGAACUCCUGGGGACAGAAAAAGAAGAAAAGGAUGCUGCAGAUGAGGCCAGUACUGAAAAUAACGAGGAUAAAGGUGAGGCAAGAGAAACAGAAGAAAAGGACACAGAAAGUUUGCCCAGCAGUGACUCAGUAGCUGAGGGAUGUUUGUCGGAGACGUCCAGAGGGGAAGAUUAAUACAUGAUGAUGGAUGAAUAGGCCUUUAUGUGGAUUAAAGAAAGACAGACUGACAAUCAAUGUGAGCUUAAAGUGUGGAUGCCACCGUUCGUUUGGAAAGAGUCUUAACUUUUCCAGUUAUUACUAACUGAUGAUCAGCUCUGAUCUGUGGAGACUCAGGGAGGACUUUGGUUCAAGUGUUUUUAAAAUACUGAUAUAUUAGCAGCGGAGAUGCAGUGAAGCGAAUCAGAGCUCUGUAUUAGCAUUGUGAGGAUUUGAUUGUAUGAUAAAGUCUUUUCAUCGUCUCUCAACCCUUACAGAUGGGUAGAAAAUCAUUAUUUUCCUAAUCUGAUCAUUUUACUCUUCUUAAAUCGUCUAUUUCUCCCAGUCCCACGGUAGCCUAUAGGGGCAAAGUGGUACAGAUCUUUCCAUUUGGAGAAACAUGCUGCAAAUUCAGAAUUGAGUUAACAUUAGAUUUAGAAGUUUCUAAUGUGAAUCUUUUCAGACAUUGCAGCAUGUUUGCCCCUUGUCAGCCACCAUACAUUCCUUUUUCUACAUGUGCCCUUGUUAUCCAUCAUUCACUGAACUACAUCAGUCUCUCUCUCUCUACCUCUUUUCCUCCUCUGUUUAUCUUUACACUGCUUAUCUCUCUGCAUUUGUAUCUCUAUACAGCAAUAGAUGUGUUCAGUUUUAGACCUGACUCUCUGCCUUACUCUUGUCUGUUUCUGCACUUUACUCGCUUUACAGUAUCUCAAAGUGUGUCUUCUCUAAUCAUGCAGCUACAAAACAACAACUCUCUCUCAAUGUUUUUCUAUGCAAAAACCUGGGAUUGUGGUCCCUAUUAUUCUGAAGGGGAUUAUGGUACAUUUAACAGGCAACUAAUUCAUGAUAAACAUUCUCGUAUGUUGUUUGCAUUGAGCCGACUGUGAAAGACAAUGCUGAGAUACAAAGUAGGAAGUUCAACCCAACAACCUUUAAAGGCAACAUAUUAUUCAUGUUUUAUCAAUUCUACGAAAGAAUUAUAUUUUAUUUUGAAGAAAUUUGCUGUUUGAAAUUGUUAUCAUUAGAUGUCAUGUUAGUUUGAAUGACUAAUGUUUUAGAGGUAAAAACAGUAAAUCUACAAUAAAUGAAAUACUUAUUUGG